CUCUGUUUUCCCAUAAAUAGAACUUCCCUUGGGCUGCAAGGACUAUAUAAUGUGGAUGGAAUAGUACAACUGCCUAUUGCUGGGGGCUGCUGCAGUCACAGGUCUUUGAAAUGGAUCCAGGUCCGAUGGAUACGCACAGCCCCGGGUAUCUGGUGGCACGAUCUGUCUACUCUGAUCCAGUUUUCCAAGAAGAAAAUGAAAAGAAGGAAAUUGUUAAGAAGACCAUACAAGAACGGUUUCAAAAGAAUUGCAGCUGUACAUCUAGAAGGGCUCUUUUGAUUGUCAAGUCAUUUUUCCCAGUCCUGGACUGGCUGCCAAAAUACAGAUGGAAAGAAUGGAUUGUAAAUGACAUAAUUUCUGGAGUCAGCACAGGUCUUGUUGGCACAUUGCAAGGCUUGGCCUUCGCAUUACUCGCUGCUGUUCCUGUCGGAUAUGGUCUCUACUCUUCUUUCUUCCCCAUUCUCACAUACUUUAUCUUGGGAACAUCUAAGCAUAUCUCGGUUGGACCCUUUCCUGUAACCAGCUUGAUGGUGGGAACAGUUGUUCUUAGUAUGGUUCCUGAUGCAAAAUUUGUCAUGCAAAGUAACACAACUGGAUUGAACUCAACUAUAAUAAACACGGCAGCCAGAGACGCAGCCAGAAUUAUGGUUUCAGGGACUCUGAGUUUCCUGAUUGGAAUCAUUCAGCUUGUGUUUGGAAUCUUUCAGAUUGGCUUCAUUGUCAGGUACCUGGCUGACCCUUUGGUGGGUGGAUUCACCACAGCAGCAGCUUUUCAAGUGUUUGUCACCCAAGUCAAACAAAUGCUCAAUGUACCAACCAACAACUACAAUGGAGUACUCUCUAUAAUAUAUACAAUUAGGGAUAUAUUUUUAAAUAUUUCAAAAACAAAUAUCGCUGAUCUGAUUGCCGGGCUCCUGACUCUUGUUGUGUGUGUGGGGGUUAAAGAAAUAAAUGAUCGCUACAAACACAUACUUCGAGUACCUAUCCCUAUAGAAGUCUUGGUGACCAUAGUGGCUACGGGAAUUUCAUAUGGAGCUAACCUGGCACUGAAAUACAAUGCAGGCAUUAUAAGAACAAUUCCUAGUGGUUUUAUCCCCCCCAUGACUCCAGAUGUAAGCAUGUUUUCUGACUUGUUCAGCUCAGCAUUUUCCAUUGGAAUAGUGGCCUAUGCUGUGGCUGUAUCUGUGGGGAAGGUGUAUGCCACCAAACACAGUUAUUCAAUCAAUGGCAAUCAGGAGUUCAUUGCAUUUGGCAUCAGUAACAUGUUCGGUGGGGCUUUCUCUUGCUUUGUUGCCACUACUGCCUUGUCACGUACAGCUGUCCAAGAAAGUACAGGUGGAAGAACACAGAUUGCUGGUAUAAUUUCAGCUGGCAUUGUGCUGAUCGCAAUAGUUGCACUGGGCAGACUCCUCGAACCUUUGCAGAAGUCAGUACUGGCCGCUAUUGUUAUUGCAAAUCUUAAGGGAAUGUUCUGGCAAGUGUUUGAUGUUCCACCAUUAUGGAGACAGAAUAAAUGGGACGCAGUCAUUUGGGUAUUCGCCUGCAUUGCUUCCAUCAUAUUAGGACUUGAUCUAGGACUGUUGGCUGCAGUCAUUUUUGGACUACUGACCAUAGUCCUUCGUGUUCAGUUCCCAUCUUGUGGUGCUCUUGGAAAUGUCCCUGGAACAGACUUAUACAAGGAGGUCAAAAAAUACAAGACUGUCGUGGAACCAGAAGGAAUUAAAAUAGUUCGAUUUUCUAGUUCUCUUUUCUAUGGAAAUAUUGAUGGUCUUAGAAAUUGCAUCAAUAAAAUUGUUGGAUUUGAUGUUGUCAGAGUUUUUACCAAAAGGACCAAAGCACUGCGGAAAAUUUCCAGACUUAUCAAGAAAGGACAACUAAGGACUACAAAGAAUGGUAUUAUCAGUGAUGCCGGUACUGACAAUGAAGCAUUUGAGCCUGAAGAUGAGAUGGAAGACCCUGAAGCAGAACAGAAUGAAGAAGUUCAAGUGAAAGAAGUCGAGGUCCGAGUGGACUGGAGUUCAGAGCUACCUGUGAAAGUCAAUGUCCCAAAAGUCUCUAUACACAGCCUUAUUUUUGACUUUGGCCAAAUUUCUUUUCUUGAUGUAGUAGCAGUACGAUCUAUGAAACUGAUAUACAAAGAAUUCAAGAGAAUUGAUGUAGAUGUCUAUAUUGCAGCAUGUGAUGAUCAUGUUUACAAAAAAAUGCAAGAUUGUUUUUUUUUUGAUGACCAAGUUAAGCCAGACAUCUUCUUCUUAACUGUUCAUGAUGCUGUGCUAUAUAUAGAGGACUUCAGGAAGCACAUGGAUGGACGUGAUCCAUUACUGGAGAAGAUUUCACUGAUGCAAGAGAGUAAAGAACCAUUGGAAUUCACUGAUGCCGAGCUAAUAAACCCAGAUCUGGAUGCCCAAGAAGCGGCUCUCAGAAGACUCGCAUCAUGAACAAAACUCCUGGAUCUUCUAUUUCUGGGGAGGAUUAUUUGCCAUCUUGCAUUUUCCUGAACUGGACACAAUUACCAUCAUGAUCUCAGUUUAACAGUUAAUUGCUGAUUUAAAUGUACAACCAUUUUACUGCUCCCCAUAGAUUGUAAUGUUGCGGGUGACAGGUGUGCCGUUAUAUAUAAUACUAUUAAUUCAACCAACACCCAAACAUUUAAAUAACAGACGAACCUGAUGUGGUGCAAUACCCAAUUCUUGCACAUUCCAAAGGUGCUUUAAUCAGGUACAUAGAACAUGAUGUGCAAUAUCCCACAUCUGGGAAGAAAUAUAUCAAUGACAAUCUAACGAAUGUAUAUUAUAUACAUAUGUAUUCUAGAUAUGUAUUUGAGGUUUAUUUCUAAAACCUAAAUAAUUGCCUAAGCAUAAAUAAACCUAAAAGCAAUUGCCUGAAUGAUAA
Molecule: messenger RNA, 2892 nt
Organism: Rana temporaria (common frog)
Lineage: Eukaryota; Metazoa; Chordata; Amphibia; Anura; Ranidae
Product: pendrin-like
Exons: 21
Coding region: 111-2438 (775 amino acids)
Biological process (GO): transmembrane transport
Cellular component (GO): membrane
Molecular function (GO): chloride transmembrane transporter activity; secondary active sulfate transmembrane transporter activity; oxalate transmembrane transporter activity
Source: RefSeq, a predicted model, not a curated record